Molecule: messenger RNA, 1284 nt
Organism: Ipomoea triloba (trilobed morning glory)
Lineage: Eukaryota; Viridiplantae; Streptophyta; Magnoliopsida; Solanales; Convolvulaceae
Exons: 1
Coding region: 1-1284 (427 amino acids)
Source: RefSeq, a predicted model, not a curated record
AUGUGUAAGCUGGAACAGUGGAGCACGGAAACAUUGACUGACUACCUCAUCAGGUGGAAGAAGGAGGCGAGGUCAGUGGAGAAUUUCGAUGAGAAGGCGGCCAUACCGAUCUUCACCAACAAUGUCAGAUCAGGGCCCUUCCACCGCGACCUCGUCCAGAAUCGCCCGAAAACGUAUGCGGCGUUGCUGGACCGAGCGGCAAGGUUCGCCGAGGCGGAGGAGGCCGAGAGGAAGAAGAAGGAGGAGGAACGAGGCCGGGGUCGAGACAAGGCACCCCAAGAGGAACGUCGGGCUCCAAGGUCCCCGCGCCAAGGGCCCCGGUUGGCUCCCCUUCAUUGCCUGACCACUCUAACACAUCCGGUGAGCGCUAUUCUGGAACAUGCCGAGGUCAUGGGAAUCGUAUCAUACUCGGAUGAGUGUUUGAAGGUGUCGCCGAAUGCGGAUCCGAACAAGUAUUGUCGUUUCCACAGACAGCAAAGACACGACACCGACGAGUGCAUGGUUCUCAAGAGACAGAUCGAGGAGCUAAUCCAAAGGGGCUACCUUGGUCAGUACGUUAAGAGGUCGGGGCAAGGCCGACCACAAGGCCCGGGCAACGUGUGGAAGAAGAAGGGUGGCUCCGAGCCACCCGCCUCCGGGUCGCGUAAGAGGGAGCUCGGCCAGCUCACUGAGGAGGAGGAGAAGGAGUUGGACGAGCCCCACCCUCAAAAGAAGCAGGUCAUCCACGUCAUCUUCGGAGGCCCCGAAGGGGGAGACACACAAUCAGAAAGGAAGAAAUGGGCCUGGAACCUUUAUGUGGGGGAAGUCGUCCGCCAACCGCAUGAGAAAAAGCCGAGGAGAGAACCUAUUACCUUCACAGACGACGACCUCCCGGACGGCCCUUUACCGCAUCGCGAUGCCUUGGCGAUCACCUUGGACAUCAACAACGUCAUCGUGCACCGGGUACUGGUGGACACGGGGAGCUCGGUGAACGUCAUGUACUAUGACACGUUCACCAAGCUCGGCCUAUCAAGGAAACAAUUAACACAGGUGAGAACCCCGCUGUCCGGGUUCACAGGAGACUCCAUCGAGACAGAAGGUUCUAUCAGCCUCGAGGUGGAGAUAGGCACCCAGCCGCACGUCAGGAGGUGGGAGGUCGAGUUCGUGGUCGUCAAGAUCGAAUGCGCGCACAACAUCAUUCUUGGCCGACCCGCCUUGGAAGACCUCCGGAGCAUAAUAUCCAUGGAACACCUAUGUUUGAAGUUCCCCACCCCGACCGGGGUCGGGGUGGCAAGAGGAGAUUAG